Messenger RNA from Acanthocheilonema viteae, 363 nucleotides. The record is from the annotation of a GenBank genome assembly. NCBI's taxonomy places the organism in Eukaryota, Metazoa, Nematoda, Chromadorea, Rhabditida, Onchocercidae.
AUGCAGUCAUCAAUAAAAGGAUCAUGUUGUGCUUGUCUGUCACAAAUUUUCUAUUAUAUUCCAGGUAAUAUAUGCUUGAUCGAUGCAGUAUUCCAUGGUACAGUGUUCCGUUCAAAACGACAAACACACAUUUAUGAUGAAUCACUGAAGCAAUAUGCAAGACCGCAUUCAAAAACGAGGAUUAUGACCGGUACGGUUGGACGAUACGCACCGCAUGAAUGGCCAGACUGGUACACACGCACUUUAUUUAAAUGGAAUGGGGAAUUUCGUAUGGGACCGUAUCAUCCAAAUGAUGUACGCUAUGAAAGAUAUCAGCGUUCUAGAAUUCAAAGCACGGCUUUCAAUAAGCUACAUCGGCUGUAA